UGCAGCCCUGUCGCAAAGGACAUCAAAAGGUGUGCAUGAGAAUAAAUGCUGUGAAAUCUGGAAGACAGCAGCAGGAAAACACACUCCUGCAGAGAGGAUCACACUGGUCAGUGUAAGGGUCAACAACACUACUGGCUGCUGCCAGGGAACCAGAACUUUCUUAGGCUACAGAUGAACUGAACACAAGUUAAAGAAACCUACGGAUUAACGGGUCAGAGAUCGCAAUCAUUUUGUCUUAUUGUCGCAUCAGCUCAUUCACAGACAACCACAGAGGGCAUAAAAUAGAAAGCUGCAGAUUGUUUUUCCCAUGGCGAGCAUUUGGGUCUCUCAUCUAGGAACCAUCUGCACCUCCAAGACUUUGCUCUUGCUGUUUUCCAUCCUACUGUUUCAGGGGCCUCUCUGUGGUGAGAGCAGCCCCAUCUCCAGUGCCCAUCAGAGGCAUCGCCCUGCUCCAGGGCUGGGAGACGGGCAUGGAGGGGUGGUGGAUCCGUCACUGCUGGAGCAGCACAGCAGCAUGGACACAAAGAGCCUGCUGGAGAGCCUGAAGGAACAGUUUCUGCGGACUUUCAACUUGUCAGGCUUGGGUCCUCAGCUGCCUCCUGGAAGCACACGAGAAGAGCCACCUGAGUACAUGAUAGAGCUCUACAACCGCUUCGCUAAUGACCAUAGUGCCAUGCCCUCUGCCAACAUCAUCCGCAGCUUCAAAAAUGAAGAUUCAUCUCCUAGUGUUGUGGGUGUUGGGGGAGUGAGGCGUCACCCUCUCCUCUUCAAUGUGUCAGUCCCCCAUCAUGAACGAAUCACAGCAGCCGAACUACGCCUCUACACCCUUGUCCAGACUGACCGCCACCUCUACGCUGGUGUCGACCGCAAGGUCACAAUCUAUGAACUGGAAUUGCAUGACCUGGAUGACAACAUGACUGAUGGGAACAAUGUGAGAGGAGAUGGAUUCAGAGGGGGAGGGGAGCAGAUAGAGCUGAUAGAGCUGGCUUCACGACAGGUCUAUGGCACUGACAACAGCUGGGAGGCCUUUGACCUCACUGCUGCUGUUCAACGCUGGCGCAAGUCUGACCAUGGCACCACGCACCGGUUGGAAGUGCACAUUGCCAGUAUGGCUGAUGAUGAUGUUCAAGGUAUGACAGAAGACAGCAAAGACAAGAAUCCACCUGAAGGAGACAUGAAGAUUGACACCAAUCCUGAAGAAAAACACAAACCCCUGCUGAUAGUUUUCUCUGAUGACCAAAGCAGUGAUCAUCGUGGUGACAAGCGUGAACUGAGCGAGAUGAUUGACCAUGAAACCUCGAACAUGGUUCUGCAGAACGACUUAGGGAUGGGCCUGUGGGGUGACCUCGGGAGGGACAGGGAGGAGGGAGAUGAAGAAACUGAGCCAGAUGAAGAGGACCUCAUCCAGAUGCGCUCCAAUCUGAUCUAUGACACAGCAUCCCGCAUUCGUCGCAAUGCCAAAGGCAACCACUGCAAGAAACAAUCUCUUUAUGUAGAGUUCAAAGAUAUUGGAUGGGACAGUUGGAUUCUAGCACCCACUGGUUAUGAUGCUUUUGAGUGCACUGGCAUCUGCUCCUUCCCACUGACAAAGCAUGUCACACCCACAAAGCAUGCCAUUGUCCAGACAUUGGUCAACAUCAACAGUCCUCAAAAGGCAGCAAGAGCCUGUUGUGUGCCCACCAAGCUGGACCCCAUCUCCCUGCUGUAUCUGGAUGACACAGGUGUGGUCACCUACAAGUACAAGUUUGAAGGCAUGGUGGUGGCUGAGUGUGGCUGCAGAUAGUCCAUGCUUUGAGAGAGUUUAACUCUUCGUAAAGUCUUACAAUAGGAGGAAAGACACUGAACUAACAAUAAGCUGGAAAAGGAGAUAAGCCAAGAAUGUCUUCAACAAAGGGACAACUGCUGGAAUCUCUGUGAGGGUUACUCAGUGAGGCUAGUGCACAUUUACUAUUAAUGAAACUAUGUGUGCUCCAACUGAAUGUGUGUGGACAAAUAUAUGUUUCAAAUGGUAAAACAGAUACAAGUAGUUCAUCUUACAUGAUCAAAGGCAUGAAGAUCAGUGACACUGGAGAGACACUGUGCUGCAUAUAUACAGUCAACAUGUUGUCAAUUGUGAUACCAACAAGAAUAAAAAGGCACAGGAUUCUUCAAAGGACCAAACCAAGCACAUCCUACAGUGUGUGCAGCCUGGUGGGAACUAGUGGGUCAGCUGCCCCCCUCCCUCUACUUCCCUCUGACAUCUGUCUUCCUCUCCACUUAUCUCUGGCCUUCCCACUCGAUGCAAACACUAAUCAGCACUUCAUGUGUCCUGGUGCAGUGAAAUGACCUCCCUAAGGCAACCUGACAAGACAUGAACUCUGUAGGCCCACCUCCUGCCUCCUGCAACCUCCUGAUACGUAGGUGCUGUGCAGGGGUCCUGGUGGCAGGGUUAUCUUUCCCAACCCUGUUUCCCACUUCACAUGCCUCUUUUCCACUCCCCCGAGCUACAGCGAUAGCAAGGUGUUGGGGUCUGAGAAACACAUAUGCCACCACUCAGGCUUGGAGAACUGGACGCCAUUCUGGGCAUCUUUUUAGGUGGUGGGGUGGGUGGGAGAGGACAUGGGGCCAGAGGUUGUCCACAUUCCUAGGCAACAAACAAUCUUAACUGGCUCAACUCACUGACCCAGUGCCAUGUGCUCCCAACAUAUCUUCAGCUCCUCAGUUGAGUCAUCGAUCACUUUUAUGUUAAAAUGGCCUUUUGGAACGUUAUUAUCUGUAAGCUAAAAUCAAGAGUGGAGAAGGGGGCACCUUGUUGCAUUCCCUUUCAUGGAUCCCCAGAGGAAACACAGUUAUUUUCUUUUGUUCUAAGCCUUUUGAUACCUCUGCUGCUUGUGUCAAAUAAAAGACUAUUUAUUGUUCUAAUUUAUUAAUUUUUACAACAGAUAUAUAUAUAUAUAUAUAUAUAUAUAUGUAAAUGUGUAAGUUACUUAGCGUAAGCAGGUUUUGUAACCAUGACAAUG
Molecule: messenger RNA, 2999 nt
Organism: Toxotes jaculatrix (banded archerfish)
Lineage: Eukaryota; Metazoa; Chordata; Actinopteri; Toxotidae
Gene: bmp10
Product: bone morphogenetic protein 10
Exons: 2
Coding region: 308-1783 (491 amino acids)
Biological process (GO): BMP signaling pathway; SMAD protein signal transduction
Cellular component (GO): extracellular region
Molecular function (GO): growth factor activity; cytokine activity
Source: RefSeq, a predicted model, not a curated record